UUAAUAAAACAAGAAUUGAAUUCUAUAUUUAUCAAAGAGUUUUCCUUAUUGGAUAAUGUAACAGCGUCGAUAGAUGGACAGUAACACUAAAUGCUGCAAUUAUCCGACACUUAAUUGUUUUGCUUGAGUGUUUAAAUCGAGGGUUGUUUGAGAGAACAAUCAGGAAGACGAUUGGAGAAAUUCUGACAUAUGUUUGGAGGAAAGCAAGUAGCCGAAAAAAUAUGUAUAUCAUCUAUAGUACAUCAUCGAAAUUCGCUAACCAUUUUUGAAAGUGAAAAGUGAUAAAUUCGAAAGAUGUGGUGGAAUAAUUAUUUCGUGUUUUAUUUAUUUUAUAUUCUAAAUGUUGUCGGCGAUUCCAUUGCUGUUUCCUUUCACUGUGACAGAGGAUGGGACAAAUUCGAAGAUAAAUGCUACAGACUGUUUCCUGGAUCCAGAAAUUGGCAUCAAGCUCGUGAUGGUUGUACAGCGCAUGGAUCGACACUUCCAGUAGUGUCAAAUAGAAGAAUCCAAAGAUUCAUCAUCAAACAGUACGGGCAUCUGCUUGGUUCACACGGCGUGUAUUUGUCUGGAAAUGAUAUUAAACGGGAGGGCAGUUGGGAAUGGUUGGAUGAGGACGAACCAUUUUCUUUUCACACCUGGUAUAAAGGAGAACCUAACAAUGAUAAUGGAGACGGUGAUUGUUUACAUAUUUGGAAAACUCACGGAUAUCAGUGGAACGAUGUCGCUUGUAAUUACCCUAUCUCAAACUUUUUGUGCUCUAAACCAGGAAGGAGAAUUCAAGCAACUUUGUCGACAUCUUGUGGUUGCAUGAAUGGAAACCAAAUUUUUUGCAAAAUUGGAGACAUAUCACAUACGAGGAGUAAGUAAAUAAACAAAAAAAAUCUCACAUGCAAAGCAGACUUGCAACUCUAUAAGUUAAACAUCCUACCAACAAGUGAAAAAAGAAGUAAUGACGUAUCAUUAUCCUAAAAUCUAUGUACAAAAUAUGCAUGUAAAAUAUACAAAAAUGUUCCAAUACUUAAUUUACUGCCCAUAAAAGAUCUUUGAAAAAAAGAAGUGAAUGUGUU
Molecule: messenger RNA, 1067 nt
Organism: Saccostrea cuccullata (small rock oyster)
Lineage: Eukaryota; Metazoa; Mollusca; Bivalvia; Ostreida; Ostreidae
Product: perlucin-like protein
Exons: 5
Coding region: 295-867 (190 amino acids)
Source: RefSeq, a predicted model, not a curated record